GUUUCCCUCGAGCUGUCUCUAUGUAAUCUCGCGAGAACACGCGGUCUCAUUGACAAAAACACUGGUGCGGUUGAUUUCGCGGGAAUCUUCUGUUUUGCUCGCUGACAGGGAGUCAGGUCAGUGUCACCUGAACUUAUACCGUAACACCUGAGUUGAGGCAGGUAACAGCCGAAGCUCCGCGGUCCACACUGCCAAGUCUGUGCUGCAGGACAGUCAUGUUCUCCGCCCUGAGCGCACAGAAGGAGGGCUCCUCUCUGCUCUCCCGCCCUGCCUCGGAGGAUCAGGACCAGGGCCCGGUGUUUGAGAGGCUGUCCCUGGCUUACAGUCCCUGCUCCGAGCGCUACAAAGUCGGGGAGAGAAGCUUCAGUCGCCAGUAUGCUCAUAUCUACGCAGCACGACUCAUGCAGAUGAGGCCCCUGCUAUCAGAGAGAGCCCAGCAGAAGUGGGGAUCAGCCGUGCUCAUCAAGAGGCUGUGUGACCUGCAGACAGCGGAGCAGUGCUGCAUCGUAGGGACUCUGUUUAAGCGUAUGGAGCUGCAGCCGUCUAUUCUGCGAGAGAUCAGCGAUGAGCACAAUCUGCUGCCCCAGCCUGCACGGGCCAAAUACAUCAGUGAGACGGACGAGCUGAUCCUGGAGGACGAGCUGCAGAGGAUCAAACUGGAGGGCAAAAUCGACAGAGACAAGUGUGUCACAGGUAGUGUAAUUGCGAUAUAUGGAGCUGAAAGGAACGACGGGAAGUUCACAGUUGAGGACUUCUGCAUGGCUGAUCUUCCUCCACAGACACCAAGACCUGUGCUCAGCUCUGACAGGUUCGUGCUCCUAGCCUCAGGACUUGGCCUCGGCAGUAGUCAUGCUGACAGCAUGCUGGGCCUGCAGUUGCUCAUCGAUAUGGUAACCGGUCAGCUUGGUGACCAGGGGGAGCAGAGCGGGGCAGCCAACAUUUCCAGGGUCCUGCUGGCUGGAAACCUCCUGAGUCAAAGCACCCAGGAUAAGGACGCAUCAACGAAGCCCAAGUACCUGACCAAGAAGACUCAGGCUGGCAGCGUGGAGGCGAUUCGUCUGCUGGAUGAGCUGCUGCUUCAGCUGGUGGCUUCACUUCCAGUGGAUGUAAUGCCCGGCCAGUAUGACCCCACCAACUACACCCUCCCACAGCAGCCUCUCCACCGCUGCAUGUUCCCCUUGUCCUCCGUGUACCCCACACUACAGUUGGCCUCCAAUCCGCACAUAGCUAACAUUGAUGGAGUGAGGUUCCUGGGCACUUCAGGCCAAAAUGUUCUCGACAUUCAGAAGUACAGCAGCAUGGACAGUCACCUGGAAAUCCUGGAGGAAACGCUACGGCUCCGACACCUGGCCCCGACGGCUCCUGAUACUCUCGGAUGUUUCCCGUUUUACCAAAAAGAUCCUUUCAUCUUGGAAGAGUGUCCUCAUGUUUACUUCAGUGGCAACGCUACAACUUUUGAGUCCAAGCUCGUCAAAGGUCCUGAUGGCCAAGAAGUCCUUUUAGUUACUAUUCCAGAGUUCAGCAGCACCCAAACGGCGUGCCUGGUUAAUCUACGUACUCUUGAAUGUGAGCCGGUCAGCUUCUCGGCCUUCUCCGCCAACGACGACGAGGAAAGCGAGAUGAACAUCAGCCACUGAGGGUCCAUAUCCGCGCACAUCAUGCCUUCAACAUGCCUAAUGUCUCCAGUCUUUAUUGCACUGAUCACUAUCAUAAAGGUCAAUGAAUUGCAAGAGGAGAAAUCAGUAUUCACAAAGGUGAAGAGAGAGAGAGAAGACAAGCGUUGUGUAUUAACAAGCGUUUAUUUGAAAAAUAACUCUUCUACCCCAACUGUGCUCGAAGGAACCGUGACAGAACUUUCCCUCCUCUUGACUUUUGUCACCAACUUUGAACAAAAUGCUUUUUAAACCUUUCAUGACUGUUCAUACAGUAAAAAAAAAAAAUGUUUCUGCCUUUGACGAAGACUGAAAACAAUUCAACCCUGGUGUAAAAGUGUUUUUUUUUAUGUGCAUCCACAAUAAACAUCUUUUUCAUGAA
Molecule: messenger RNA, 2034 nt
Organism: Larimichthys crocea (large yellow croaker)
Lineage: Eukaryota; Metazoa; Chordata; Actinopteri; Sciaenidae
Gene: pold2
Product: polymerase (DNA directed), delta 2, regulatory subunit
Exons: 11
Coding region: 216-1637 (473 amino acids)
Biological process (GO): DNA strand elongation involved in DNA replication; DNA replication
Cellular component (GO): delta DNA polymerase complex
Molecular function (GO): DNA binding
Source: RefSeq, a predicted model, not a curated record